GCAGGCAGAGAGCGGUUGGGUCGUUGUCGCUGAGCUUCGGCUCGUUUUUUGCCAUUCUACCGGAUUUGGACUUGUCGGAUUUGGAAAAAAAUAACCGGUGGAGAAUAUACCACCUGAUAGAUAGAUCAAUAGGUAUUGAUCAAUAUCGAUUGAUUGGCCAAACAGGUUGAGAAAGAGUGAGAGUGCGUGACAACAACAGAAGUCAAAUCGCUGAUUUAAAUAAACGAUGGAAAUUGAAGUACGACAAGGCAACGGCUUAUUUUAUAAGGCCUUCGUGAAGUCCAUCAAAACAGAUACUGUCGUAGUGAGCUAUGGGAACGACGCGAAAACCGAGGAAGUGAAAUUCGAUGACUGUCGCUUGCCACCGCGUUCCGCAAAAGCUGAGGCGUUGAAGGUGGGUGAUACCGUUGAAGCACUGAUGAAGCAGGAAGGUGAUGCUAUCUUCGGUUGGCAGAAAGCCAAAAUCAAGGAACUAAAGGGAGAUUUAGCAGCAAUUGAGAGCGUUGAAGGACCACACCGUAUGGACAUUGUAUCAUUGGAACAUAUACGUACGUUGUCGAUCAAAUGUACCCCACUGAAACAAAGUCAAUUCAAACAUGCAAAAAUCACUGUACCUGAAGAUCUCCGGACAUAUUUCAAACGACCUGAGUCAUAUGCUGAUUUCGCGGCCACUGUCAAAAGUGUUUUUGUCGAGUAUGAUGAAGAGAAUGGAAAUCUCCUUCUCUCCACAUUUGAAGAACAAGCAGUAAAACGCGCCACAAUUCUUUCCGAUAUGUAUUUCAAGGAUUCUCGACAGAAAAUGCAACUUCUACAGCGUCAUGAGGAAGCUGCUCGUUUGUUAGAAAACACAUCGAUGCAUACGUCCGCCCAUGUUGAAGAAUUUACGGUUCCGUUUGACUUGAUGGGUCUUGCGAUAGGAUCACACGGAGCCAAUAUCCAGAGCGCACGGAACAUUGAGGGUGUUGAAGAUAUACAGCUCGUGGAGAGCAAUGAUGGUCACACUCCAGUACUUUUCAAGGUAUUUGCUCAGAAUGCUGAAGCUGCAGCUGCAGCUCGUUCACAGCUGGAAUAUGCUGUAGAAUCGUUCGACGUACCUCGUGGAAUGGUUGGCAAAGUGAUCGGUAAAUCGGGUAAAACGAUUCAGGAUAUCGUGGAUAAGUCAGGUGUUGUACGCGUGCAGAUCGAAGGCGGUGAUGGCCAAAAUCGAGUUGAUGAGAAUGCCGACGAACCAGUGCCAUUUGUUUUUACGGGUACAAAAGACGCGAUUUCGAUGGCAAAUCUGCUGAUCGAAUAUCACUUGCGCCAUUUAAAAGAAAUGGAGGAAAUGCGGUUGAAUGUAGAUGAGAUGCAACGGCAGCUCUAUUCCAGGUCAACUCCUCCCCCCGCUGGAAUGAAUGGCAAUGGCUAUCGAUUUGAACGCGCUGGCUAUGAAGGAGGAAAUUUUGGAAGUGGGCGCGGUGCACCCUACAGAGGACGUGGUCGCGGCGGUUCUUUUCGUGGUGGAUUUCGUCAGAAUAGGGGUGGCGGUGAUCAGGAUGAGCGGCGUCGUCCAGCGGAUGAUGAAAAAGGAGGUGAGAAGGAAGAAAACGUUGAACGAGAAGCUCGUCGUAUUGCUUCUGGUCGUAUUCGUGGGGGUCCUCGGCGUGGAGGCAGAGGUCAUCCAGGACAGGCAGUUAACGGAAGCGGUUGAGGAUGCAUUAGAGUUAUCAACUGAUGUGGCUGUUAAAGGAUCAACCUCGAAAUUUUAGUGGAUCUAAGAAAAGGAAUUUUUUGAGUUACGUCCUUCAUAUGCAUUUUUUGCUGUUUUGACUAGUUGUUAUGCACUAAGUUUUGUUGGUUGUUUUUUCUCUUUUUCAUAAAUUCACACUGGUUUCCAUCAAAACAAAUCCGUUCUUUCCAAAUUAAAACGCGUAUUAGAGUUCCAUUUGCGUGUGUGUGUUUUUCAAUUGUUUCGUUUGUUUGUUUUACAGUUGCUAUUUAUGGUAUCCCAAAGACAGUGUGCUUCGUAGUUCAGGGAAAUUGUUGUGGAAAUAAGUUAAUCCUAUUAAGCUUGCGAUGUUGUAUCCAUUCCAGGUAUUCCCUCCUGAUUAGUUUUAACAAACUGCAUUAUAAUAUUUUGGAUCUGCAAAGUCUAUAGCGUACAGUCACUGUCAUUUAAUUUUAAACCAUUUUUGCUUCCAAUGCUUUUUUGUUUUCGAGUUUGUUCUUUUUAUUACAUGAUUAUCCGAUUACUGCAGUUAUACAAUAUAUGCAGAUUUACGGUGAUCUCUUCCUCACCACUCCUCGUAUUCUUAAAUCCGAGAAGUCUCUGAAAUGUUUCAGAGUUUUCGUCAGGUUUCUGAUUGAUUUCGCUCUAGUUGCCCAGCCACAUGUUUCAAAAUAGCUUUCAAAAUAACUCAAUUUCGAGAAAGUUCUCGGUUGUGUGUUUGAUGGGAUCGUGUAUUCUUUUUUGCUAAUAAGAUAUAUGAAAUAAAGUUCAUUUUUGCUGAAAAUGAUCAACACUAUUCAUC
Molecule: messenger RNA, 2510 nt
Organism: Loa loa (African eye worm)
Lineage: Eukaryota; Metazoa; Nematoda; Chromadorea; Rhabditida; Onchocercidae
Product: fragile X mental retardation 1
Exons: 12
Coding region: 227-1690 (487 amino acids)
Biological process (GO): positive regulation of translation; regulation of dendrite morphogenesis; regulation of mRNA stability
Cellular component (GO): postsynaptic density; axon; dendritic spine
Molecular function (GO): mRNA 3'-UTR binding; protein homodimerization activity; translation regulator activity
Source: RefSeq, a predicted model, not a curated record